AUGGCUAAAUCUAAGGUUAAGGUUGGUAUUAAAUUUAAGAGUUAGGUUUGGCUUCGGAAUGGGGCUAGGAAGAGGUUUAAGAUUAGGGUCAAGCAUACCUGCCGCAUAUCACAUGACCGAAUCCGGGCCUCUUUAACCAAUGACCCUAGCGUACCUGUUUUCCGCCCACUUACAUACCCCAAAUUCGCAUCUUUCCAACUGAGUGUUCUGUUCCGGCACUAUGUUAGAGUAAUCAAACAAACAAAUAGCAGAAAUGCGAGUUCGCUCAGUACCGUUUGCAGAUUCCGCUUAUUGGCUUGUCCGCCUGUCCUACUGAUAAAACCAGUAUGAACAUCCCUCCCGUAUUUUAGGAGUCUCUGUGUCCUACUUUUGAAGUGGACUUACGUAUUCACUCUUUGCCGAAAGGUGUCCUGAGGUCUUAAGUAGGGUAUGGGUUUGAAUCAUGACGUCAUGAUUAAGACCCGACGGGGUAGGUAGUCUCCUAGAGGGAGUUAAUGUUGGGAGCGCUAAAAUUGUAUAUUUACAUCGGGUGAUCUGUCGAACGGGCGAGAUAGACAAAAUAAGCACGGUUGUCUUCGCUGAGGCUUCUAUUUGUUUUCCCCUCCCCCACAUACAAAAUGGAAACCCUCUGAAGCUCUUGGCAGGACACGUAUAUUACAAAUCCCACCAAUACCUGCUGCAUUUUGAUUUGAUCGGACUCAGCGGGUAGGCCAUUGGCUACUGCUUAUAGGGUGUAGUCCAGAAACUGGGAUACUUAGAGAAUAAACUCCACGGAUGAAGAAGUCUGCCUUCAUCUAGCUGCAUUGUCUUACGUGCUGUCGUAAUGCACACACACGGGGUUAUGUGGGCUUCUGAGACAGGGGGAGGGACGGCGCCGGAGUGCCCUGCAGGUUUUCUAUACACAGGCGUCAGCACAUACGCGGUCGUCUCUGCGUAUCACAAACACGACGUAAAAUAUUCAAGAUGAGCUUUUCCAAGCCCAACACCUCGUCUCAGCACACUCCUCAGUGCGCCUACAUACGGGCACCGCGUGUAUUAGGAUAGCUUACGUCACUCAUCCUAUUGGCACACAUUGAUCACCGCCUACACACUGUCAUCCAAUAAGGGCUGUCAGCUCUGUUUCUCCGUGAUCUGGUUAGGGAACGCGGCAGUGUCUUGGAUUAACAGCUUCUAUAUCCAUCAACCGUAUUGUGGACAUUUGAUCAGCCCUACUCCAAGGAGUAACAGAACUCUGCACACCAGUUAGCUAGGAUCGUUUCAUCUCUGUACAGUGGUUCGUUGGCUUCCUACCUUGAGGAAGCGGACUAACUCCGACUGCGUCGCUAAAAGCAUAUCAAGACCUUACAGAGAUGGGAACACCGAACACUAAAAUUGCUGAUUAUCAAAACAGCCGGGUGGACGUUCCCUACCCCACGGAUCCACAGAAACCCUUCCUGCCUCUCAACAGCGGUUACAAAAUGCCUCUAGUCGCUUUUGGCACCAUUAUGGUUGGCAUUCCUUCUUCUUAUUCAACUUCAGGCAACGCCGCAUGAAGUGGGAGAACCUGUUCAAUGGGCGAUUGAGGCAGGCUAUCGGCACAUCGACUGCGCACACGCCUAUGGAAAUGAAGCUAGCGUGGGAUACGCCCUCAAGACGAAGUUUGAUGAUGGAACCGUCAGACGCGAGGACAUGUUCAUCACAUCAAAGGUAGCUUGCAAUUGUACCUUCACCUCCGAUGGUAGUUAUGGUGCGAUUCGCAUCGACAGGAGGAGGUGCGUCCAGCCUGCGAGGAGAGCUUGCGCAGGCUGAAAAUAGAGUAUCUGGAUCUGUAUCUCGUUCAAUUACCUGUGUCUUUCAAGGUAAAGGAGGGACAGGAGUUCUCAGCAGUCGACCCGAGUGUGCUUGAUUUUGAGGACGUACCGCUGGAGGAAACAUGGAGGGUAAGUUAACCUACGGUCGGGCACAAUCCCCAUGUAUGUGUAAAUUUCAUGUAAAAUCCCUGCAUUUUCGAAGCGCCGGUUGACGUCAGUACGGUUUAAAUGUGGACUGCUGAAUCCAGAGAGAAAUGACAGAUCGCUUAUAUAGAACGCCGAUCUACUUAAGUGGAUCAACUUAUUCGACGUCCGCCUUAGGACGCCUCUGUUAAGGUUCUAGGCUUGUCGGCAUGUUAGUUAUAAACCUUAGUCUUGAUUGUUUUUUCAUGGUUAAUUUUGUCUUUCUGUUAACCGUUCUGUCGUCCGCAACUCUUCUUGAUCAGGGCAUGGAAGAGUUGGUUAAGGCCGGCCUCGUUAGGUCGAUCGGCGUCUCCAACUUCAAUAUGGUCCAGCUUAAUCGAAUUCUGACCAACUGCAAAAUACCUCCAGCGGUGAAUCAGAUUGAAGUCUGCGUGCAUUGGCUGAACCAAAAACUGAUUGACUAUUGUCACUCGAAAAGCAUUCAGGUCACGGCCUUCGCAAUCUUCGGCUCGCCGGGCAUUAUGAAGUAAGUUACUUUGAACUACUCCACCGCUAAAACACAAUAGUAUAUUGCAAAGCACGUGCACAACAUUUGCUUAAAAAUAUUUGAUAAGCUUCUUUUGAUAUCUUGCACUGUUGGUGUUGAACAGACAUAUCGCAUCUCCGUUGGACGAAGAACAGGUUAAGCGAAUUGCCCUUGCCCAUGGGAAGACGCCGGGCCAGAUUCUCCUUCGACAUGCCAUACAACGCGGACUUUCGGUCAUUGUAGACAGCUCGAAAGAAGAGAGGAUUAAAGCGGACCUCAAUGUGAGCAAUGAAUGUUUACUUUUUUUGCGAUUUUGUAAAAACGUCAUAUUAUGGUCUUUUAGCAUGUUACAUUACUUCAAUAGUAGUUAAAAUGCGAUUCCCAGGUGGCAUAUCAUAGGAAGAAGAGACGUUCACCGGAAGGGGUUUAUUGGGGGUCCGACAUUUCGAGUAGUUGAUUUGUCUACCCACCUUCAGAGACUGGAAAAGUCUGCUCGUAAAUUCGCGUUUGCAGCCGUCGGCCGGUUACCCCAACGUAGUUGCACCUUCUGCAGUAGCAGUGAAUUUGGUAGACGACGGCCGACAUCUACUUGGGGAUCGGAUCGUUUGACCGCAUCACUUGCCGGAGGAUAUUUAAGCCAGGCCUGUGGGCGAAACCUAUUCUAAGUGUCGCGAGGGAUCUAGCCACGCCGUCGGAGACCCCUUUAAUGUACGGAAUGCUCCCCCACGAGUUUGACUGACUAUGAUCUUCAUUUCGUUUCUUUGGCUGCAUUCGGCUCCGUUCAAUGAAUACCCGCGGAUGAUCGUUGGCUCUUAAGACUUCUUGGAGCAGUUUCAUCUCGUCCAGUUUGGCGGCUCGCGUGCUGCAAUGAGUUUCCACCUUUGCGAAUUUUUGACCCAAAGUCGGAGGUAGCAACUCAUGCCGCGCAAAUGGGACCCAUCUUCAACUUUGACGCCGUUGAGAUUGUAGGCGGGGGCGGUGAUCAUACAGCAAGGCAAGUGCAAGAAGCCUGGAUGUCCAUCGACUAUUCUGUAAACCGCCACUUCAAUUUGCCCCAACCCCCCCCCCCCCCAUCUGACUUUACAAACCUCCUUAACGGGGGACAGUCACGGCGCGGGACAAUCGGGGCCGGCAGUCAUCUCCGCGGCCGACGGCGACGAUUCAGGUUUGGAUGCAGCCGCACAGUCUGUAUUGGCGGGUCACGCAUUGAACAAAGUGCGCCAUAUACGAAAAUCGGUGUGAAUGACUUCUCAUUGUCUGAAGGUGGGUAGACGAAUCAACUACUCUAAACGUCGGGCGUCCAAUAAACCCCUUCCGGCGAACGCCUCUUCAUCUUUUAAUGUUACAUUACGCCUGGAAGAUCAUCCUGCCUCCAGCAGUACAUUGUAAAGAUUCAUCGACAGUACGCCACGGAUUCUUUAUUAGGUUAGCAUUUUCGGGUUGAGCAGGCGAAAUUUGAGUCCCCGUAUUGCCCUAAACUCCAAGAGGGGUUUAGAGUUAGGCCUAGGAGGCGUUAAGGUUAAUGUAAGGGCACGCGAAAAGGUGCCCCCGGGAAUUUAGUGCGAGGCCACCUGUGGCAUCUGUGGUCCAUGGUCCCAUUUCCGGAUGAUUUUAUUCGAGUACGCCUCCCGGCAAAGCACACUACCACCUUCAUUCAUAAUAAGCAUAUUUGAUUAGAAUGUUUGGCAUGCCAGAAGUCUGUGGCCCGUUGCACCCAUGACUUUGGCUAUUCAAACUCUCGGCGAGGUUUGGUUCUGCAGCCCCACUUGAUUGUUACCAGGCGGUUAGCUUACUAAAACAAUCUUAUCAGUUGUGACUAGGCUAACUACAUAUAUCACGUGUUUGAGCCUUUCAUUAACAUUAUAAUCCAGCGAGUGACUGUACCUAAGGGGAGGGGAGUGCUUAUACGCCAACCUGGGCUGCGUCAAGUAUAGUUCACCCGCGCUUGCCUGCGCGUGAUUCGAGCUUUGCUGGCGCCCACUAUAUUAUCUCAAUCCAAAGACUGGCUAAGCAGGCCUUUUAAUGUCACUGCUUGGACGGUGUCAAACUCCUGAAGAAGGAGACAUGAUCGCUGGGACAAGAGCUUUAUUAGCCCGACGUUUCGGAUUCCUGCUCGAACCCAUCAUCAGGGACAAAAGCAGAUACGUGUUCGAGCAGGAAUCCGAAAAGUCAGGCGAAAAGUCCCAGCGAUCGUGUCUCCUCCUUUAAGACUGUUUCCUGGGCCUCGUCUCUUCGCUUCUCCGUCGGUUUCAUCAUAAUGGCAAUGCAGUAAGAAUUAACAUGCGGUUCCCUUCGUGGCCUUCCAGUUGUGAUUGCGCCCUGCUUGUCCUCUUAAUCCAGCGAGUGAGUAUGUAGCGGAGACUGUGCCCAGGCCACUUUCGGUUACACCAAACAUCGGUUCACAGGGGCUUCCCGGCGCGUGUUUCGAACUCUGCAUGUGCUCUCUUUCCCUUCUUAGUCUAGCGAGUGACUAAGUUAGGUAUAUUAUCUGAAACUGUUUUAGUUAGCUAACCAUAUGGUAUCAGUCAAAUGGGACUGCAGGACCAUUCCUCACCAAACGCUGUUGUACGUAUUUACAUAUAUAAACUGCUCCAAAAACUCUCAGCGGGUAGGGAGGGGAGAAACGGACAGAGGGUUGAAUAUCUCCUUGUCCGCCGUGUCUUCCAUUCACACGUUCGAUAUUGACAUGGAUUACGAGAGGCUGUGGGUCGACAUUAGUCACUAGUCAAUUUCCCCGUUGAUAUGCUGUCUAGACGCGCGACACGUAAGGGGCGCUUAGCCAGUCAUUGACUUUCCAUUUCAAUUAGCCUAACUUGUCCCAUUUUUUUCAAAAAAUCAUUCCAGCUUUUUGACUUUGCCCUGAAGAAAGAGGAGAUGGCAAUUCUUAAUACAAGCGGUCACAAUAUUCGUGUCUACACUGCGGCAAUGUAA
Spirometra erinaceieuropaei is the source of this 5391-nucleotide messenger RNA. Lineage: Eukaryota; Metazoa; Platyhelminthes; Cestoda; Diphyllobothriidea; Diphyllobothriidae. The record is from the annotation of a GenBank genome assembly.